AUGUUUAAUGAACUUGAAUACAAACUAAAAAGACUUAUAAGCGGCGACGAAGACUUUAGAAGUCGUCGUCUUUUGGCGGGUUAUUCAUUUGCGGACUGUGUGUUCUACUAUCAAGGCCGGAAACGUGAAACUCUGGCUAGUUUCUUGUAUGGUAACUAUGAUGGUUUAAAUAAAUUUCCAACAUUUGAGCUCAACCUGGGAGCAGACACCUGGAGCAAUAUUACAUUCACAGGAAAUACGGAAACUGUGAGGAGAGAAAUCAUACAUGUUCUAUCUUCAGAUUAUAUACAUGUUUGUCUUAUAAAGACAGGUACUACCAUCCCCUUCAUCUCAGCAUUGGAAUUCAGACCUCUCAACAAUACCGCCUAUAGAUCUGGUUCUGGAUCACUGCAAACCCUUCAGCGCUGCGAUUGCGCUGAAAUGCCCAGUACAUUUACCAGGUACACAGAUGACAUUUAUGAUCGAAUAUGGAGGCCCUUUAAGUGGACCAGUACAGGAACAAGCACGCAGUCAGAAAUAAGUAAUUUAAAUGAAUACCGAGUCCCUGUAAAUGUGUUGAGCACUGCCAGUGGACCGGAUGAUGUUAGUGAACCCUUUGGGUUCUAUUGGGACGCGACUAGUGCCAGUGAUCAAUUUUAUAUUUACCUGCACUUUGCUGAAUUAGUUGAAACACCACAAUCCAAUCAAAUCAGAGAAUUCAACAUCUACUUAAACGAAGAACUGUGGUAUAAACGUGGACGGUUUGUUCCAGAUUAUUUGAAAGUAUUUACCAUCUAUUCUGAUUCUAAAGAGACGACAGGCAAAGACAGGUACACAAUCUCACUCAAGAAAACAGAACGUUCAACCCUUCCACCCAUUAUCAAUGCCUACGAGAUUUAUAGUGUUAAGAACUUCUCAGACUCAGGAACAAAUGAGACAGAUGUCUCAGCGAUUCUUAACAUCAAGUCCACAUAUAAAGUGAUAAAAGACUGGCAAGGAGAUCCAUGUGAACCACAAGACUCUCAAUGGGACGGUCUUAAUUGCAGCUACCCUAGUUCUAAUCACUCCGCCAGGAUAAUAUCAUUGAACUUGUCAAGCAGUCAAAUGACAGGAGAGAUAAUUUCCUCGAUAGCCAAUCUUACACAACUAAAUACUUUGGAUUUGUCAAACAAUAGCCUAAGCGGGCAAGUGCCAGAAUUCUUAUCUCUCCUCCCUUUAGGAGUGCUGAACUUGAAAGGAAAUAAGUUUACUAGUCCACUUCCAGCUCAACUCUUAAAAAACCAAAAGAAUGGGAGUCUCUCAUUGAGUUAUGACAGUGUUGGAGAAGAAAAGAAGACGAAUAAGUAUAUUCCUGCAGUAGUCGGAACUGUACUUGGUUUGGUACUCUUGGCUGCAAUACUGUUUGGCAUAUGGAUGAUCAAAGGGAGAAAAAUGCAAGUGUUUAAGAAAACUGGUAAGCAACCACAAGUAAGUACAGGUAGUGACAUAGAGAGAAAGGACAGACAGUAUACGUACUCCGAGGUUUUGGAAAUGACUAAAAAUUUGCAAGAAAAGCUCGGUGAAGGUAGUUUCAGCAUAGUGUACCGUGGCUCUGUAGGUGACACUCAAGUGGCUGUAAAGAUACUAAAUUCUCAAAAGACAACAAAAAGAGAUUUUAAAAAUGAGGUCCGUCUGUUAAUGAGGGUUCACCAUAAGAACUUAACCUCUAUAGUCGGUUACUGUGACGAGGACCCAUACAUGGUUAUCAUUUAUGAGUACAUGGCUGGACGGAGCUUAAAGGAGUAUCUCUCAGGGAAAAGCAGAGGCAUUUCCAAUUGGGUUGAAAGACUUCAGCUAGCACUGGAUAUAGCACAAGGCCUGGAGUAUUUGCACGAUGGAUGCAAACCUGCAAUCAUCCACAGAGAUGUGAAAACAAGUAAUAUUUUAUUGAACGAACAAUUCCAAGCAAAGUUGGCUGAUUUUGGCUUGUCCAGAGCUUACUCAGAUGAAGGCGGCACUCACGUAUCAACAAAUCAUGUUGCUGGCACUCAUGGUUACAUUGACCCCGAUUAUGAAUAUACAAAGAAGCUCACGGAAAAAAGUGAUGUGUUCAGCUUUGGGGUUGUUCUGCUUGAGAUGAUAACAAGACAACCACCAUUAAUACAAUCAAGAACGGAGGAAACAAUUUACAUUUAUCGGUGGGUUAGCAUGAAAGUUCAAAAUGGUGAUGUUAGAGAGGUUGUCGAUCCGAGGUUUGGAAGAAAUUAUAAUGUGCGCUCUGUGCAGAAAGCAAUUGAAUUAGCACUAUCAUGCACAUCUCGGGAGUCAUCUGUAAGGCCAACUAUGAAUAUGGUGGUAACAAAUCUAAAAGUGGCUGCAGAACUUUGUACCCACGAUGUUGAUGCUCAUCCACAAGAUUCAAAUGAAAUCUCUACUGAUCGAGAAAGGUCGAUGGUCCCAAGAGUUCCGCCACUGCCCAAGACCAAUGUACUAAUGCAGGAUCCUCUGUAUUUUCGAGGUGCAACUGCUUGAUUGUUAUUACUGUUAAAUGGUUCUAAUCAAAUUAAUUAUUUUAUUUUGGCUGAAAAUUUAAGACCAUAUUGUUGGUGUUUAUGCCAAUCUUCAGCAAUUUCAUUGUAUAUACAUGAGUGAAUUUUUUCUUUUCCAAAUUUAAUCGAGAACUUU
Daucus carota subsp. sativus is the source of this 2643-nucleotide messenger RNA. RefSeq names its product probable leucine-rich repeat receptor-like protein kinase At2g28990. Gene Ontology annotation, molecular function: ATP binding; protein binding; protein kinase activity. The transcript has 13 exons. The record is from RefSeq and is a predicted model, not a curated record. NCBI's taxonomy places the organism in Eukaryota, Viridiplantae, Streptophyta, Magnoliopsida, Apiales, Apiaceae. Gene Ontology annotation, biological process: protein phosphorylation. Bases 1 to 2490 code for a protein of 829 amino acids.